Molecule: messenger RNA, 1380 nt
Organism: Dipodomys ordii (Ord's kangaroo rat)
Lineage: Eukaryota; Metazoa; Chordata; Mammalia; Rodentia; Heteromyidae
Product: coiled-coil domain-containing protein 121-like
Exons: 1
Coding region: 1-1380 (459 amino acids)
Source: RefSeq, a predicted model, not a curated record
AUGGGAUCCUCCAAAACAGCAUCCGACCCCAGGGUCCCCAGGAGAGUGCGCCUCACAGUGGGCCCCCAAAGAGAGGGGGCCCCAGCAGGGAGACUUAGGGCCCUUGCCCAGCCAGAGAAGGCUUCAGGACCACAGGAGCCUCCCUCUCCCAAGAGCAAGGAGGUGAACAACCCCCAAACGAGGGCAGUGGGGGACCUCCUGGCCAGGGAGAUCCUGACACGUUUAUUCUCCUCCUACGCGUGGAAACAUCCAAAAUCGACCUCAGCGAAGAGCUGUAGCCCUGGGUGGCAGACCCUCAAGACCUGCCUAAGUGCUUGCUCCUCGUUCAUCACCUUCAGGGACCUCUACAACACCCCCAGUGAGACUUUGGAUUCCUCCAUCUCCUUGGCUGAGGACUCGGAGGUUCCCUCUCCACAAUCACCCUAUCUUACCAUUUUAAAUGAAUAUAUGAGUCCGGAGAUGCUAACACAGUUGGAGAGAACGGUGAAAAAAAGAGCAGUGCUAGCCCUGAGGACACUGACCAAACAGAAACAAGAAUCUCAAAUGAAGCAACAACCCCUACUGCAGGAGAGCAAGCAAUUGUUGGAGGAAAAGUUACAUGUCUAUGAUGACAGCAAAUUCUUUGUGGACUAUCUGAACAAAAUAAACGAGCAGCGUAAAAAGAAACAUCAGGAACUGUGGGAGGAAUACUUCCAACAAUGUGGGGCUAUAGAACAAAAGAGACAAGAACUAGUCUCCCAAUACAGAAAACAAAAUGCAGACCUAAAGGCACAGCUCAUGCAGGGCAGAAAGAAGCAGUCCAAUGCAAAGCGCCAGUUGCAGACAGUGAGUCACAUUACGAAAAUAAAAGAGAAACAGAAUAUGAAAUUAGAGGCAUUAAAGCAAGAGACAGACCAAGUCCUGAUGGAGACACCUUUCAAGGACCGGUCGACCCACUUCGAGUUCCUAGAACGCAGGGAAUUGCUAAAGAAAAAAUUGAAUCAACUAGAUAUAAUGCAGCAUGGAAAGAAUCAAACAAGAGAGCUUAAGAAGAAGGCCAAGGCCUUAGAAUUGACAGCCAGGCAGGUUCAUUUGAAUUUCUGCUAUGACAUCAAUGCAGCAAACAGGCAGAUAAGGAAAGAAUUGCAGGAACUAACUCAACAGUACCAAAAGUUGAACUCUGUGAAAAACCAGUUAAAAACACAGAAGCAGAUGCUGAAGGAGGAGCAGUGGUAUCUGGAAGCCUUAAAGAAAGGGAGACAGCGACUGCAGACACAGAGAAAAAACAAGGAUAAUGUGUGCCCCACAGUGCAGAUUGCUCCAAGGGUCCCAAGGAGCCACUCCUUAGGCGCCAAAUCAAGAGUAAACCCAAAGGGAUUCCUGCAAUUAGCUAUGGAAUAA